Penicillium taxi is the source of this 1422-nucleotide messenger RNA. RefSeq lists its product as uncharacterized. The coding region runs from base 1 to 1422 and encodes 473 amino acids. Gene Ontology annotation, molecular function: peptide transmembrane transporter activity. Lineage: Eukaryota; Fungi; Ascomycota; Eurotiomycetes; Eurotiales; Aspergillaceae. The record is from RefSeq and is a predicted model, not a curated record. Gene Ontology annotation, biological process: peptide transport; transmembrane transport. The transcript has a single exon. Gene Ontology annotation, cellular component: outer membrane-bounded periplasmic space; ATP-binding cassette (ABC) transporter complex.
AUGACGCAGGAAACCGUUCGCAUCGUUCUAGAGAACGUCGAUUUUCGCCUACCCACGCAGGUCACCGACGACAAUAGUGUCGUCGCCCUCAAGAGUCUCGUCUUUGAGCCCCUCAUAUGGUGGCAGCCACAGGGCCGUGUGAGACCUGGCCUGUUUGUGGGCUGGGAAAACUCUCCUGACGGCCGCACUUGGCGCUUUAAGAUCCGCGACAAUGCCAUCUUCCACGAUGGGCUGCCAUGUACAGCUCAGGAGGUAGUGGCUUACAUCAUUGGGUUCUUCAACUCGCGUGACUACUUUAACAUGCCCUGGAGCUACAGCAGAUACUUCGCGCAGGCCACAGUUUCAGCAGAAAGUGAUCGCAUUGUCAAAUUUGAAAACCCAGAGGCUUUCGCAGAUAUACUGGAUAUACUCUGUGAUUUUUGGCCAUCGCGUAUCGCUGCCGAUGGCAAGCCUGUGCUCGGCACAGGCCCGUACCGAGUCACAGAAUUUGAGCGAACAGAAGGAAUUGGCAAAGCAGUUCUGCAUCGUCUACCCCACAGCAAACAUGAAGGCCCGGAAAUCAUAAUUGCGACUCAUGAGCCUGAUGCCGCCAAGCGGCUCAAGCUCCUUCAAGAAGGCAAGGUAGAUGCUGCGCUGAACCUCGAGCGCAUCGAUGAUCUCAAUCUCCUGACUUUUGACCCCAGCCUGAACUGGGGCAGGAUUAACAGCACAUUGUCCGUUAUGUACUACCUCAACUGCACAAAUGGUAUCUUCCAGUCAUCCCAGGUGCGCCUAGCUGCUAACCUGGCCAUUGAUAACGAGGCACUUGUGAAGAGCGUUUACAAGGACCUGGCGACACCUGCAUCUACCAUUGUAAGCCCUCAUCAUCUCGGCUUUAAUGAGGCAGCAUUGCAACCAAUUCCUUAUGACCCAACUCGAGCUCGUGAAAUUCUAUCAGAGGCUUUAAGAUCGGGUGCGACGCCUACCCUGAAGCUGCGUACACCGGUUUACAUGCCCGAGCAUGCGCAACGUAUCUCGCGCUUUGUUGCGUCAGCGCUCAAGGCCGUUGGUUUUGUCGUCGAGGUCGAGCUUGAGACUAAUCGACCAGAGUACGCGCGGCAGAUCGGCCUGCGUAAGCAUAUUGGAGACCUAGCACUGUUUGAUUCGACGCCUAACAGCACUUUCCGUGUCCUGGAUGACAAGAUCUCAAGUGAGUCACGAAAUACAUGGUGGCUAGGUUAUCACGACGAUGAGUUACAACGUCGAUUCAAAGAGGCGCGUCUCAAGGUGGAGAGUAGGGAUCGGGCUGAAGCAUACGGAAGUUGUCUUCGUAGAUUGAAUGAGAACCCCAGCUGGCUGUAUGUAGCUCACCCGGAUGUGAUAUACGCGACUCGACCUGGACUUUCAUUGAAAAUAGGACAUUCUGGCGUUCUAGAGCUAUAG